This is a messenger RNA of Paramormyrops kingsleyae, 6681 nucleotides long. Lineage: Eukaryota; Metazoa; Chordata; Actinopteri; Osteoglossiformes; Mormyridae. The record is from RefSeq and is a predicted model, not a curated record.
UCUGGCUUCUGCUUCUCAGCCGGUGGACUACGAGAUGAACCGGGCCUUCAUGCUGACCGUGGUGGUGUCCAACCAGGCUCACCUGGCCAGCGGCAUACAGUCAUCCCUGCAGUCCACAGCGGGGGUCACUAUCUCUGUGGUGGACAUCAACGAGCCGCCGUUCUUUCCGUCCAACCCCAAGCUGGUGCGCUUCGAGGAGGGCGUGCCCGCCGGCACCACGCUCACCACCUUCUCCGCCAACGACCCCGACCGCUUCAUGCAGCAGAUAGUCAGGUACUCCAAACUCUCCGAUCCAGCAAACUGGCUCAGCAUCAACACAACCAAUGGGCAGAUCAUAACGAUGGCCAUGCUCAACCGAGAGUCCAUUUUUGUGAAGAACAACAUCUAUGAAGCCACGUUCUUGGCAGCAGAUAAUGGAUCUCCCCCAGCUAGCGGCACGGGAACGCUGCAGAUCUACCUGAUCGACGUGAACGACAACGCACCCGAGCUGCUGCCCAAGGAGGCUCAGAUCUGCGAGCGCAUCAGCGCGCACGGCAUCAACAUCACGGCCGCCGACGCUGAUGUCGACCCCAACGUGGGCCCCUUCAUCUUCGAGCUGCCUGCUUUCCCCUCCAGCGUGCGUCGCAACUGGACCAUCUCCCGGCUGAACGGUGACUACGCCCAGCUAAAUCUGCGCAUCCAGUACCUGGAGUCCGGCGUGUACGAUGUGCCGGUGAUCGUGUCCGACUCGGGGAACCCACCUCUGUCCAACAGGUCCGUUAUCAAGGUGAAGGUGUGCCCAUGUGACGAGAACGGGGACUGCACCACCGUGGGGGCCGUGGCGGCGGCCGGCCUGGGCACUGGAGCCAUCAUCGCCAUCCUCAUCUGCAUCAUCAUACUGCUCACCAUGGUGCUCCUCUUCGUGGUGUGGAUGAAGCGCAGGGAGAAGGAGCGGCAGACCAAGCAACUGCUGAUCGACCCGGAGGACGACGUGCGGGAUAACAUCCUGAAGUAUGACGAGGAGGGUGGCGGGGAGGAAGACCAGGACUAUGACCUGAGCCAGCUACAGCAGCCUGAAUCCCUGGACCACAUCAUCAGCAAGCCACCGGGGGUCCGGCGGGUCGACGAGAGGCCCGUGGUUCCGGAGUCGCAGUACCCCAUCCGGCCAGUGGUUCCGCACCCAGGGGACAUCGGGGAUUUCAUAAGCGAGGGCCUGAGAGCGGCUGACAACGACCCCACAGCGCCUCCCUACGACUCGCUGCUGGUCUUCGAUUACGAGGGCAGCGGCUCUACGGCAGGCUCGGUCAGCUCUCUGAACUCCUCCAGCACCGGCGACCAGGACUACGACUACCUGAACGACUGGGGCCCGCGCUUCAAGAAGCUGGCCGACAUGUACGGCGGCGGCGACGAUGACUAGGCCUCGGGCGGCUCAGCGGCGCCCACUGCCACAGACAGAAACCAAGCCACACUACCGAUUUGGGCACCAGUGAGGACUGUACAAAGAGGCAGCUUCGUAAUUUUUCCCCUCCAGCUGACUGUAACUCAAAAAUUCUUUUCAUUAUUUUCUUUGUUCAUUUUCUUUCUUUUGGCGGCAAAUUUUUCUGUUCGUUUCCAUUUAGUCUACAUUAAUUUCCAGUCAUCGUAGAUGAAAGCUGUCUACUAGCACGGGAAAGCAUAUGGCCCCCUUCUUCCCAGCCCCAGCCCAUACACACACUCCCCGCACUGCAGGGGGGGUGUAUUUUUUCAUCACUAGAGUGUGUGAAGAGGCACUCUUUCUUAACGUAACUUGAAUUCCUUAGAACAGAAGCACUGUUGUUAAAGAAAGUGCCUUUUUGGUGUGUUUUAUCGGACUCCCACUAUCUCAGGAUCGGUAGCCACUGGAAUGGCUUUGUGUGGCACGCUAGCAAGCCCCCCACCCCACCCCACCCAGCCCCCAACCACACACUCAUCCCAAAAGACUCUGCAACACGGGGAAGUAAAACAAAAUUCAAUGAUAGUUGCUGUCCGGUUGCCUUUUUGAUGGCGGCAAACAAAAGAAGCUCAUUGGGAUUUUGCAGAUAAUAGUGACUUGUUAGUGGGAGUGUUUGAAAUAGGAGCAUCCAGCCUGAGACAGCCAGCCUGUAGGGUAUAAAGGUGCAAACCGUAUCUCUGUCGCUUUGCACUCCGUGCUCCCGCUGACAGAGCAUAGGUGCAGGUCUCUCCUUUUGUAAAGGCCUGAACUGCUUUCUAAAAAAAGAAAAAGGAGGAUGGCUUUUUUCUAUAGAAAAAGUGUGUUUUUGGUAUAUCAGUUAGAAAAAUGCAUGACCCUGCUAUCCUUAAAAGGUCUCAUUAUAGUAUUGAUAACUGGUCAGGUGAAGGAGGUCUGAGAACAAUCACACUGUAACGGGAAAAUGGGACAAAUGUACAAUACAAUUUCCAAACGUUCGGAAGACCCUCUAGAAUAGCCUUUUACCGGACUUUUACCGAUAGCAUCCUCUCACGGCUGGUCGUUCACAUCUUUGACUGCCUAACGGAUAUUUGGGAGGUCGGUAUACAAAACGAAUCGAUUUUAUACACCCCUGCUGACACGUUUUUUCGCCUUCUGAACUCACCAAGCUAAUGUCCCCUUCUGUUCUGAGGCAGCCAAUAACUCGUUAUGGUUGGCACCGGUGAAGGAAUUCUCUCUUCUCAUCUAAAAUGCUGGUUGCACACAAUCGAAAUAGCCGUACCUUACCGUCGGAGUUAAGCUGGCCCUAGUCAUUGAUACUGUCUAUCACAAUGACUAUAGUGCCCAUAAAGAGCCAUUCUGUCCUCUUGCAAGGACCACAAUACCCAUGAAUAGCCAUUCUGAUGAUUAGAGCUCGACAUCCUCAGUGAGCUGUGGUGGAAACAAGACUAAAGCGCUUUAACUAUAUUAUAUGCAAAUUCUUUUCAUGCGUCUCUCAGUUUUCCAUUCCUGUGGUUAUGUCCACUCACCCACUCACCCCCGUAAGAUAACUUCUUCGUAGAUGCCCUCCUUCGUUCUGUUUCGAGCUCUGCUCCGGGGGCAGGCUGAGGACGGGUGAGCGAGAAGCCACGGCCCAGCAGGGCGGGAGCCGUCGUACGCCGCCCCCGACCCUCGGCCGUCUUCGCGUGAUUUUCGUGAGUAGCUGUUUUGUCUGUGUGUGACGUGUUAUAUAGAGUAACGAUAUGGGGGAGGAGUAAAAAGUGUCAUUUCGACUGGAGACUCCCAUGGAAGCCCCUUGUUGGCUAUGGUCGUUGAGCUAAGAAGAUUCUCAUUCCGGCACAGUGGUUUCAAUUAGAUUGAUGAGGAAAUAGGGGGUUUUAUUCCACCAGCAGUUUAUCUGCAAAUUAAGCAGAUGAUUAAUCCCCGGAGAUAAUCUCUUUAGCUAAAAGGACCCUAAAUCACCAAUGAGAAAUGGGCGGACUCUCGCCAUUAAGGCAGAGCCCGGUUUCUGCACCAGUGCCGCCUUGACCUCCUUCUUCAUAAUUCUACUUUUUGACUGAAACAGACGAAAAUGUCUGACGGAGCAAGGCGAGGGGGCGCUGAAUGGGUAUUGUGGAGCUCAGGGGAAGCUCCCAGCGGUCUUACAGGAGCGUCUUAAAAAGUCUGGUUAAUGAAGUGCCACAGGGGCAGAGCUGGGUGAAGCAGGGACACCGCUGUGGUACGACAAUGCCUCGUGGUAGCCAAGCAACGGCAUGUCACCGCAUUGUCACCGCGAGCACCGCCAACACAAUCUUAUCGCUCUAUAACAGUUCAGCGGUUGUGUAACAGACAGGGAGGCGAAAGCAAGGCUGACAACACUGCUUGAUGGCUUUUUGAUAUAUUCUUUUUCUUUUUUUCUAUGAUGCAGUGUAUUUUAAUGCAUGUACUGGGUAAAUAGUCGUUUUCAUAUAUUAUUUACGUCUUUAAAAAAAAAAAAAAAAGAACCAUGCCGUGUAUAUAAACUUUUUUAGACAAUCCAUUAGCGGCUUUUGUACUUUUUUGUACAUUCUCUCAGACAUUCUAUCCAGUGUAUCGUUUCGUUGUUAACUCUAAUAGCUGCCAUCAGUUCCCAAAAAUACAUCUGAACCUGAAGCUUCAUGCUUAUCUGUCGUUAUACUAUACACUCUCUUAUUGUUGGAAGUAGUGGCGCAGAGAAAGUGGAUCGUCCAGGACCUCUAAAUACACAGGUAAAUUUAGUACCCUUGCCUACUUUAAAUUCUGUGCAGACAGGUAUCUGCACCACACUUCACUUCCGCAGCAACAUGCUGAGUGUGAAAUCCGUCCCUAGGCCAUGGAAGAGAUAGUAUAUCCCCAGGUAGGCAUUGAACGCUCCUCAGAAGAGUGGUCCUCUUUCGUUUUAAUUGAGCCCUCUCUGACAGUAAACCGUCUUUGUUAAGUUGCCGACCUGCCCCAGAACACGCAGUAAGGACUGCGUAAGCCUUAAUGAAUUCAAGAAGAAGCUCGUGUUAAUUAACUUAUUCUAUGAUUUUUUUUCCCCCACUAUAUUUCUGCCUGUGUAUUUGACUUUUAUCUUGACCCUAUAAAAUGUGUUCCGUGUUACUUGCAUUUCUGUGCUUUGCUAAAUAAUACAGAUUCCCAUGUUCUUUUAUAAUACCUUGCUUGACCUUUGCAACCAUGCUUUCCAAGGAAAAUAUGCUUUGAUUAAGAAGUACCUCAUUAGGCAAAUACAUAUAUGCAUUUUGUCUGAAGCAAAUCAGUAGAUGAGAGCUUCUCUCUCAUCUCUCAGCUCAUACUUUGCACCAUUUAUUAGGAAGUCAGCAGUUAAAAGGUCACGUCUGCUUAACUAACUUUGUUGGCAAGAGUUGAGUAAAAUUGUCUUUUUAUUCAUAUAUUCAGUUUCAGUAAUAACAGCUUUAAUGACCAUGGAGGCUAGACGUGUCCGGCACGUCUUGCCCUUCUCAGGACAAAAACAUUACUGACCAUUUCCCAAUCAAUAUGAGUCUGCCAGCUCUCCCAUUCUUAAUACGACGGAACACAAAAAUUUUCCAAAAUUUCAACUGGAACUCCCCCUGAAGUCGGACUUCCUACUUGGAAAGUUGGAGAAAUCUACAUAACCCUGACCUCAGAAUUCAAGAUGGCUGUGCCCUUUAUCAACAGAAGUUAAAACUGUAGUUAUCUACUGUGUAUUAGCAAUUACGUCUUAUUUGUGGCCCAUUAAAUCGUUGUUCUCAUAGCACUGUCUGACCACAAUCUGUGGACAUGUUGCUAUGGUGUUUUUAUGCGCAAAAUAACGCAUAAUGUGUUGUUAUGAACUGAUAUUGCUAACAAUGGCUAACAAUUAACCGGGCUAGAACUGAGGCCUGUUACAGAACGCAGGAUUUCUUGCUUUGCCAGAUUUAAGGUAGUUUGGGCUAGAUGUAAGUGUACGAAGAUAAACGGCAUUUAAACUGAGGUAAAUUAAACCCGACAAAUUAUUGCUUCUUCAUAUGGGUCCCUGGUACUGCUAAAUGGCUUUCCGACCUGCUGAACUGGAAAGCGGUUAACUCUAGUGUGACUCUAGUCAUUCCCAGCUCCAGCAUCCGACCAACGUAGUAAAUGGAACACAGCAUAAUAUCAGUGUUUGUGUUAUCAGAGUAGGGUGCCAUGUCAAACAAUUACCCCCCAUCUAUUGAACCAGGCAAGAGUGACUUUUGACUUUUGCAGGAAAGGUGCAUGGGUUAAAAAUCAAAGGAGUGGAGGUGGCAUCUUCAGAAAGCUUCCUGUGGUAUGAAAGAAAAUAAAAUAAAUCUGGGUGAAGAAGUUAAAGAAGUAAGCAAGUAACUAGCAAAUACAUAACUAAAGAAAUAAAGAUAAAGAGCCACAGUCCAAUGGUAUCGUAGGUUCCUUUACUUAGAAUUUAUUUUGGGGUGUAAGAUCUUAUCUAACACAGAAACCACACUCUUCAUUUGAGCACCCAUUCAAACAAGUUUUCUCAUACUUUAUCACGAUCAUGAAUUCCAACACAGCCAACCCCCACCCUGACAUAUCACUCCAGUACAUUGCACAGACAUGCAAGAGUGUCAGUGCAUGUGGACAACUGAUCACCCCCCCACUACAGAUCAUACGGUGUGCAGACGGAGACACCCAGGGACUCCCCUUCCUUGGCGGCUGAGGUCAGCCAGAAGGAAACUCCCUCUUCAAAGUUUAAGAAAUUGUCUAAUUGGAGUCACCCAAUGUUACUCACUUUUGUGUGUACAUAAUGUAGUAAUUGCUUGAAGCUAAAAGAUCAAGUUAGGCAAAUAUACAUGUACAAUUGGAACUUUUUUUGCAUGUGUCUUUUUAUAAUGGACAAAGUAAUUACAUAAUUAUGAUCAUACUGGAAAUUGAAAAGAAAAAAAAAAAAGAUGUAGCAACCCGCAUGAUCGUGGUUGUUUUCAGAAGAAAUUCUGAGCUGUACCAUACUGACAUUAAUAUAAAAGAAGACUAACAGACAUACAAGUAAAAAAACACAAUCAUUGCACAGUUAACAAGUUACAGACUUUUUUUUGUAAACUGUCAACAGCACAAAUAUUUUGUAUUGUUGUUUGUAUAAUUUUGUACCAAAAAAUUAGAAAAAAAAAAGGUAUAACUAAAAAGGGAAAGAGUUUGUUUUAAGCGUGUGUUUUUAGUGCCACUGCAACCUUGGUUCCAAAUACAUGAGCAGCCUUGCUGAUUAAUGGUGUAAAAUAAAUGCUGAUAUGGUGGCUUGACACCAGGUCUCUUGUGUUAUAAAUAAAGUCCCCUCCUUUUAAAAUGCC